Molecule: messenger RNA, 1303 nt
Organism: Anopheles nili
Lineage: Eukaryota; Metazoa; Arthropoda; Insecta; Diptera; Culicidae
Gene: Nurf-38
Product: inorganic pyrophosphatase
Exons: 4
Coding region: 128-1006 (292 amino acids)
Biological process (GO): phosphate-containing compound metabolic process
Cellular component (GO): cytoplasm
Molecular function (GO): inorganic diphosphate phosphatase activity; magnesium ion binding
Source: RefSeq, a predicted model, not a curated record
GACGGUCGGGCAGCGUUUUUGCGGCAGUCAUUCCAGUGUUUGUUACAAACUUCCGCGACAGUGCCUUGUCUCGUUCAACUAUUGUGUCCAGCAUUCGUUCCGAGAGUUCGUAAGCACCGCACCGACGAUGACGGCCAGCAAGUACCAGAUUACGGAACGUGGCGCUCCAAACUCCACGGAUUACCGGGUGUACUUCAAGAAUGAAAACGGACACUCCAUUUCACCUUUGCAUGACAUUCCACUGUAUGCGAACGAUGCGAAAACCGUCUACAACAUGGUAGUGGAAGUCCCCCGAUGGACGAAUGCUAAGAUGGAGAUAAGUCUAGGCGAAGGACUGAAUCCAAUCAAGCAAGAUGUGAAAAAAGGAAAAUUGCGCUUCGUCGCCAACUGUUUCCCGCAUCACGGAUAUAUUUGGAAUUAUGGUGCGUUUCCGCAGACUUGGGAGAAUCCCGAUCAUCUCGAUGCGGACACUGGCUGCAAGGGCGACAAUGAUCCUAUCGAUGUUCUUGAAAUCGGAUCGCGCAUUGCAAAACGUGGCGAGGUGAUGCAGGUCAAAAUUCUUGGCACCAUUGCGCUCAUCGAUGAGGGUGAGACGGAUUGGAAAAUUAUCACUAUCAGCGUAAACGAUCCGGUUGCCGACCAGGUGAACGACAUUAGCGAUGUCGAAACCGUGUUCCCAGGGCUAUUGCGAGCCUCGGUUGAAUGGUUUAAGAUAUACAAAAUUCCAGACGGCAAACCGGAGAAUCAAUUCGCGUUCAACGGUGAAGCAAAAGAUGCUGCAUUCGCCACCAAGACGGUAGCAGAAACGCACCAGUUUUGGCAGCAGCUGGUCAACAAGGAAGUUGAUAACAACGGCAUUUCUUGUCUAAACACCGCCGUCGAUGGAUCGCCUUAUCUGGUAGCAAAUGAUGCCGCUGAUGAAGUAUUUCUCAGGAGCUCUUCUGGAGGCAGUCCUGAGCCCGUCAGCGAAACACUUGAUAAAUGGCACUACAUUACGCUGGAGUAAACUAUGGGAAGGAAUUGGUCGCAGUUUAAUUGAAAGUCGAACGGGUUGCCUCUGGCAAUAAGAAAGACAAGAGCAUGCAUUUAGCUGCGAUAUCAUAUUUUAAAAAAUUCGCACAGUGAGUUAACGGAUUUACUAUGCGCAAUCGUCAUACAUAUAAGUCCAAGGACCGUAACUUGGUGGUACAUGUAUUUAUUAGUGUCGUGCGUUUACUCGCAUUCCCUCGUUCGAUUAUGGAUAGAUGAGACACAUCUUAGCAAUGGAAAUGUUGAAGCAUUAAAUAAAUCUUUCAACUGAUAC